This is a messenger RNA of Penicillium taxi, 462 nucleotides long. RefSeq lists its product as uncharacterized. Lineage: Eukaryota; Fungi; Ascomycota; Eurotiomycetes; Eurotiales; Aspergillaceae. The record is from RefSeq and is a predicted model, not a curated record. Bases 1 to 462 code for a protein of 153 amino acids. The transcript has a single exon.
AUGAGUGCUGAUUUUGAUGGGUGGGUAGAAGCUGCUGUAGCUAUUACCGAGCGAGAUCAUGCACUUUCCCCCGCCACAUUUCAAGCCUUUGCCGUACUCACUACUAUCGUCGCAGAGUACACCGCCGCGAUGGAGGCCCGUAUCACCGCAUUUGAAGCCCGAGUUGACGCAGUCCAAGCCCGCCUCGACGCAGCUGAGCCCCAGCUUGAUUUACCCCAUUUCGGCGCAGUUCGAGCCAAUCUCGCUGAAAUUCAAGGUAAUCUCGCUGCUUCUGAAUUCGAGCUGAUCACAGGCCCCAUAGCCCAGCUCGCCAUACUUCAAGCCCAGUCCGCCGAAGAGCUUGCUACCCAGUUAACAGCUCUAAAAAUUACCCUUAAUGGCUGGAUUGUCGAGAUUGAAGCCCACCUUGAAGAGAGCGAAAGUCGUGUGGAGACUAAUUCUGUUUCUGCUGAGCACUACUGA